ACAUUGAUGGUUUAGUUUUCGAUCUGGGUUAUAUCGUCGAUGAAAGGAUAUAUCCCGGACUACGCCGCCAUUUUCUUCGGCCCCUGCUUCUCUUCUCGUCCUCAAAAGAACGCAAGAAGAUAUUUUUGUUCAGGCGGAGUCGAAGUUGAUCCGUGCUACGCGCGUGGCGACGGAACUAAGAAAAAAGAGAAAAAUAAUUUUACGACAAUCGGCGUUUGUAUUUGCCACGAGCUGGAAACGAAGCUGAAACGGCCGAUACGAUGACGGUAGCGUACUUUCACGUGUAUAUGGAGCGAGUUGGCGAUGUUAUUUGUAGAGGUUGAGAGCGUCUGGGGCGAUGAGCGGAGAUGAAAAUGAGUUACCCUGAAGUCAGCCAAUCAUCCUGGCGUGUACAAAGCGAAACAUGUGCGGACCUUAUGAAUGGGGGGUUCCCGUUUUUUUUUUCUUUUUUCUGUUGUUUGCAGCAUUCGGUGAGUUGACUAGAGGUGCAGUAGGCGUAGGCUGGUGGGUUGCGCGUCAGAGGCAUUGUCGGAUGUGUUUUGGGAACUGCAGGGUGCCGUGUUGCCAAUCAAGGCGGUUACAUGCUUUUUGAUUGGCAGAUGAGGCAUUUUCGUGCCGCCCGUGUUGGAGGCACAUUUCCCGUUCGAUUCAUCGACAGUAGGAUGAUGCUGUUCCUGAGCCAUUUUUUGACAACAUACCGAACCAAACCCGUGUAUGUCUAGGAGGUUCAUAUGCGUGCAUUUUAUUAGAUUGUUGCUCGCAAUUUUCAGUUCACAUCGAUGAAUUGUGAUUUUUUUGGGCGUUUCGCGUGGAUUGUCGCCGGUAUCAGAAAGACAGGAUUUCCCGGGAAACAAUCCUAUACUAGAUUGUCCUCUCAUUUUUCGGAAUGAUUUUGAAUUUUGCUCGUGGGAGAAAAUCAAGCGCCAGGUGCGCGACGGGAUACGAGCACUCGGAGUCUGAUUUCUAUGGACGCGCGGAGCGGGAAGAGAGUAAGUUGGUGAUUGAGAGGGACAGAGGCAUUGAUCGGACUGGAGGCCCACUACUGCUGCCGGAGUAGUUGAUUCCAUAGAUGACUCGUGGCUCUGCUCCGACCGCAACGGUGGCGUUGUUGCGUUCACGAGCGUGCUUGGUCGAGAAAGCGAAGGUUGAUAGAACGGGUUCUGGUGCGUUUUGGUUGGCUGUCAUUUUUCCCGAUCUGUAAGAUACCGAUUGCGUGCUGUACGAAGGACGAGUUGGUCGGUUGAGUUGGUGAGCUCAGAGAUGCAUGGAAUGCUUUUAGGUGAAUUGGCGUGUUUUGGGGCACAGACUCCUGUACGGGGAACAACACGGCAUAGAGGAGAUGGCAUCGAAUAGAAACAUGAGACUCAGGGUGGGCUGUAUAUGCCAGUGUUACUUAAGCUUGUUGGUGGUUGUCCGGAGAGGGUCUGAGCAUGAACGGCUGCACCAACACCAAAAGGAAAAGGAAAAGGAGAGCGGGAUGGAUAUGGCACGGGUCAAAAUUUGUCAGCACCUGGAGUACAGCGUAGUUUUCUCGACACUCGGGGCGGGGCGUAAUAAAAUCCCAUCGAUGGCAGAGAGAUAACAUGAGCCCACUCAAACCCCAGCCUUUGUUGGGUUAUGGUUGGAUAUGGUUGAAGUGGUAUCUGAGGAGGAGCGAAAUC
Ectocarpus siliculosus is the source of this 1661-nucleotide messenger RNA. NCBI's taxonomy places the organism in Eukaryota, Phaeophyceae, Ectocarpales, Ectocarpaceae. The record is from the annotation of a GenBank genome assembly.